Messenger RNA from Aureobasidium uvarum, 384 nucleotides. Lineage: Eukaryota; Fungi; Ascomycota; Dothideomycetes; Dothideales; Saccotheciaceae. The record is from the annotation of a GenBank genome assembly.
AUGGUCUCCUCGCAAGGCAGACAUGGCCAGUGGUCACGACCCUCCAAGGCUUCUCUCGGAAAGGCUAUGGCCCGCUCUGGAGUGCAGGCAUUGGCAUUUCUAGAAACCAACACCGCAAGUGUCCUAACUUUAAAUCUCACUUACAUAAUGCCUUGCCACAUCUACUCUCCAUCAAUGGUCCUCGUCCUCUCCCGCACAUCGUCCACCUCAUAUCCCAAUGGCGUACUACAAGCAGCCAACGGAGACACUGGCAAGGACCCGGGCUACAUUGUCCUGAACAAUGGCGACACCGGAAAAGACCCUGGCGCUCGCGAGACAGAGGGUGAAAGCAUCAACACUCUCCUCUUCGCAUUCUGCGGUGACCGCUUAUCUCCAAUGGCCUAA